This is a messenger RNA of Exaiptasia diaphana, 930 nucleotides long. RefSeq names its product EGF-like repeat and discoidin I-like domain-containing protein 3. The record is from RefSeq and is a predicted model, not a curated record. NCBI's taxonomy places the organism in Eukaryota, Metazoa, Cnidaria, Anthozoa, Actiniaria, Aiptasiidae.
AAGGAUGGUGUUCCGGGGGAAACUAUUUAGGGCCAAAGGAAUAUGUCCAGGUUGACCUUUGCUCCACCAAGAUUGUCACAAAAGUUGCAACUCAAGGAAGGGCGAACCACGAUAACUGGAUGAAAAAGUAUAGUUUGUCUUUUAGUCAAGAUGGUGCUGUGUGGAGCCAGUACAAUGGGGGAGGUGCUGCAAAAAUGGUAUUCAAUGGUAACGAAGAUCGCCAUACAGUUGUAACACAUGCCCUUCCUGUGCCAAUCAAGGCGAGAUAUAUCAGGGUAGUACCAGAGUUAAACCACGGUUGGACCGCAAUGAGAUUUGAACUCUACGGUUUGAAAAAUGAGAUAUCACCGACAUUUGUUAAAACCGGGAAUUCCAUACAGUUUACAGUGUUGAUCGGUUUAGCCAUUAUGUUAGGAACAGUUGAAWUUGUUACAACGAUAGCGUUAUCUAUCCUGGUUUUGUGCAGCUUGGUUGGAAAUACUCUCGUAGUUCUGGUUGUCAUUCGUAACCGAGCUUUGAGAAAACCCAUCAACCUUCUNCUUUGCUCCACCAAGAUUGUCACAAAAGUUGCAACUCAAGGAAGGGCGAACCAAGAUAACUGGAUGAAAAAGUAUAGUUUGUCUUUUAGUCAAGAUGGUGCUGUGUGGAGCCAGUACAAUGGAGGAGGUGCUGCCAAAAUGGUAUUCAAUGGUAACGAAGAUCGCAACACAGUUGUAACACAUACCCUUCCUGUGCCAAUCAAGGCGAGAUAUAUCAGGGUAGUACCAGAGUUAAAYAGAGGUUGGACCGCAAUGAGAUUUGARCUCUACGGUUGCUAAAAAAAGAGAGAGAUGCUGCGGAAGAAGUUACCUUAAGGACAGUAAACCCAAUUGACCUUUGAACUKUUUACGUCACUACUUSACUUUCAAUGCAUUGUGGGUUCAGUUCGUA